CUAACACACGCGUUGUUUUAUAAUGUCACCAAACUCAUACUUUAAACACAAUCUGGUUUAUGUUCGGUUCCUUAAAUGUGUUCAAAUAAAAGCGCUGCGUGCAUCUUGGGCAUCAGUGUGGCUUCUCACCUUCCUGGUGAUGUGAUUUGGCUUCAGAAGGUGGAGCCAACCCCAUGUGUCAUAUCAGCGAGAAACUGCCGAGAGCGGAGCGCAGAGCAACAAGUCGACUAGCAAUCAGAAAGUUUGACUGAAAACAUUCUCAACAUUUCCAAACGAUUUAACAAUCUCGUGGGUUUUAUUUAAUUUUAAAAGGUACAAGUCAUGGAGCUAAUUUCAUAGAAGUGACUCAAGGACACGAAGCCAAUCUGGAAAGGAGAAGAUGGACAUUGUGCAGGUGUUGGGCAUAUACUUGCUCUGGGUUCUGCGUGGUGUUGCCUCUCAGUCAGUGUGUGCAGGCACGGAAAACAAGCUGAGUUCACUCUCUGGCCAAGAACAGCAGUACCAGCAGCUGCUGAAGAUGUACACCGACUGUGAGAUAGUGAUGGGAAACUUGGAGAUCACUAACAUUUUUGCCAAUCGAAACCUCACCUUCCUCAAGUCAAUCCGGGAGGUCACUGGUUACCUGCUUGUGGCUCUGAAUCAAUUUGAAUACCUUCCUCUGGAAAACCUGCGAAUUAUCCGUGGUACGACGCUCUACGAUGGCAAGUAUGCACUGUCGUUGAUCCUCAACUACAGGAAAGAUGGAGUUCAUGGGCUGAAGCAGCUUGGUUUUAAACACCUGACAGAGAUUCUGGUGGGAGGUGUAUACCUAGAAUCCAACAAGUUUCUGUGCCACACAGAGUCCAUCGAUUGGGCUGACAUCCUGCAAAACCCAAAUGAGAGAAUGGACUUCAAUGAGACAAAGGAUGCUGCCAAAGGCUGCUCCCAGUGCCAUGCAUCCUGUAAAGGACAUUGUUGGGGCCCUGGCGAGGCUGACUGUCAGAACUUGACUAAAUCAGUGUGUGCUCCUCAGUGUAAUGGCCGAUGCUUUGGACAACACAACCCCAGCAAGUGUUGCCACGGCGAGUGUGCUGGUGGGUGCUCUGGCCCCAAAGAUACCAACUGCUUUGCGUGCAAAUGGUUCAAUGACAGCAACGCGUGUGUUCCAGUCUGUCCGCAACCAUUAAUUUAUAACAAGCAGUCCUAUCAGCUUGAGCGCAACCCAGACACCAAGUACAUGUAUGGAGCUUUCUGCGUGAAGAGCUGCCCUGCGAACUUCAUUGUGGACCAGAGCUCAUGUGUCCGUGCCUGCCCCAGUGACAAAAUGGAAGUUGAGAAAAAUGGAGUAAAGAUGUGUGAACCAUGUGAUGGCCUGUGCCCAAAAGCAUGCAAAGGGACUGGGACUGGGACUGGAGCUGGCAAUCGAUACCAGACUGUGGAUUCAAACAACAUUGACCAGUUCAUUAACUGCACCAAGAUCACCGGCAACCUUGACUUUCUCAUCACUGGUCUCGAAGGGGACCCGUACCACAAAAUUGCACGUCUAGAUCCAGAAAAGCUGAAGAUAUUUCAAACUGUCCAGGAGAUAACAGGUUACUUGAAUAUUCAGUCCUGGCCAGAAAGCCUGAAGAAUUUAAGUGUCUUUUCCAAUCUGACUACUAUUGGAGGAAGGACGCUCUACAUCCGUGGCCUGUCUCUGAUGAUCAUGAAGCUUCCGCACGUGACAUCCCUUGGGUUUCAAUCACUGAUGGAAAUCGGCGCUGGGAGGGUGUAUGUGGCCUUCAAUAAGCAGCUCUGCUACUACAACACGCUGAACUGGACAGUGCUGUACCGUCGGAAGACUCCCGCCCCAUCUCCCAUCAUCAAAGAAAACAAGCAAGGGAGACUGUGCAGGAACGAAAAGAAGGUGUGUGAUCCCCUGUGUUCCUCUGAUGGUUGCUGGGGACCAGGCCCCAGCCAGUGUUUGUCCUGUGCCUUCUAUAGUCGUGGUGGAACCUGUGUGAAAAGCUGCCGAUUCCAGGAAGGAUCCCAGCGAGAGUAUGCUGAUGGCUCCACGUGCAUGCUAUGUCACCCAGAGUGCAGGAAGAUCAAGGGAGGACCCACCUGCAAUGGAACGGGACCUGCUCACUGCUUUCGAUGUGCUCAUUACAAAGAUGGACCCAACUGUGUGCAGAAAUGCCCGGAAGGAAUCCAGGGAGAGAGGGGUCUCAUCUUCAAAUACCCAGACAAGAACAAAGAAUGCAAGUCCUGCCAUGAGAACUGCACACAGGGGUGUAAGGGUCCCACUGGGCUGGAUUGCUCUCGCUAUCCUUGGAUGGCCCCCAUCAAAGCAUUACACAAUAGACAAAUCCCUCAGAUUGUAGCAGCAGUUGUUGGAGGACUGAUGGCUGUGAUGCUUGUGGUGCUGCUGGCUGUCGUUUACUGGAGAAGGCAGAUCAUUCGGAAAAAGAGGGCAAUGCGGCGAUAUCUGGAGACAGAGAUGCUUGAUCCCCUUGAUCCCAGCGCCGACUCACCCAAUCAGGUGAACACACGGAUUCUGAAGGAGACGGAACUGCGGAAAGUUAAGGUGCUGGGGUCUGGAGUAUUCGGAACGGUGUACAAGGGUCUCUGGAUCCCUGAGGGUGAGUCCGUAAAGAUUCCAGUGGCCAUCAAGGUCUUACAGGAGGAGCAUUGCUCUGAGGCUUCAAGGACUGUGAAUGAGGAGAUGUUGAUGGUGGGCAGUCUGGAUCACCAUCAUGUCCUGCGGCUUCUUGGAAUCUGCCCCGGAGCCCCACUCCAGAUAGUCACACAGCUCCUGCCACUUGGCUCUCUCCUUGAGUACCUCCACAAGAACAAGGAUAACAUCCAGUCCCAAAAGCUUCUCAACUGGUGUGUUCAGAUUGCCAAGGGUAUGAGAUACCUGGAGGAGAAGAAGAUGAUUCAUCGGAACCUGGCUGCCAGAAAUGUACUUGUGAAAUCACCUAGUCAUGUUCAGAUCACGGACUUUGGCAUCACCAACCUCUUGGCAUUAGACGAGAAAAAGUAUUUCUUUGAUGAAGUUAAGAUGCCCAUUAAAUGGAUGGCACUAGAGAGCAUCCACUUUAGAAGAUACACCCACCAAAGUGAUGUGUGGAGUUAUGGUGUCACCAUAUGGGAGCUGAUGACAUUUGGUAGUAAACCGUACGAGGGCAUUGCUGUUCGUGAGGUCCCCGGUCUCUUGGAGAAAGGUGAACGUUUGCCACAGCCUCAGAUCUGUACCAUUGAUGUCUACAUGGUGAUGGUGAAAUGUUGGAUGAUCGACGAAGACAGUCGCCCAACAUUCAAAGAACUUGGUGCAGAAUUUUCUCGAAUGGCCCGGGAUCCAGCUCGAUAUUUGGUUAUUGAGGGUGAUGACAGGGCUAACAAUACAUACGUUAGUGACCAAAGGACCCUGCAUGAAUAUGAGGAAGAUCUUGUGGAUUGUGAUGAUCUGGAUGAAGAUUUGAUGGAGACCACACUGGAUAACCCAUCAUCUGGUGUGGUACGGCUGAGGAUUGAAUCAACCAGGAGCAACAGUUUACCGGCUGCGUAUAUGCCAAUGAAUGGCAUUGGUCAAGAUGGCUCUCGGCAGACUGGGAUGAAGAAUGGAGACCUGGGAUCAAAGCGCUCACUGAGGACACGGAAUGAAUCUACGACGCGGACUAUCUCGGAGUCAUCGGAGGGUCGAGGUACAGCAUCCUCAAUUGAUCUGUAUGAAGAGAUAUCUUUGAAUGGAACACUCCAGCUCCGUGGCCACCGCUCGCGAGACAGCAGUGCACGUUUCUCCAAUGGCACAAACAUGAUGAUUUCCCCGUCUGAUGAAGCAGAGGUGGACAUUAAUGGCUAUGUGAUGCCAGAACAAAAAAACACUACUGCUGAGGACCUGAAACCUGCCAACGAUGCAGAUCCCUUAAUCAGUAAAGCCGGUGAUGUGAAUACCACCCAGUCACCUGAGAAUCGGAAGGAAUCGGACUCAAAACCUAGUGAUAACCAGGAAUAUGAGUACAUGAACAAACGAGCCUACCUCAAUGGCUGUGUGAGCAUUGUGCAGAACCCAGAAUACCUGGAUGACAGUACGGUGUUUAUAACUGAGGCUGACAUCCAUGCCUUUGAUAAUCCAGACUACUGGCACAAUAGUCUGCCAGCAAAGUCAGAAAUAAAAAGGACAUAGAGGAUCACCUUCAGGGUUCUAUCUAGAUACCUGGCAACUCAACAACAAGCAAAGGGUUUAUUUUUGAACUUUGGAAGGUGAGGGGAGGGUGGGGAUAGGGUGAGAAUGGGUGACUCUUGAUCUCAGUCAGAAAACUGACAAUCUAACUGGAGGAAAUGACUAGUUUACUAAUGCCUUUGUAUGUGUGUGUCAUCCAAUUUGCGUCAGUCAUGAUAAAUACACACACACGCACAGAAUGUAACACUCCAAUCACCUGCCGUUGAUGUCCAGUACAAAGGAGGGAGGGGUGGUUUAAUGCCGUGCCUUUCCAGCAGAAACUGUUUUAUGCUGUUCCUUCAAAGCAAAAAGCAAGAGGAACCUAGGUCUCUCAAAUGGAAGUAUCCCCUGGUCGUUGAUAAUAACCAGGCAAUGGUACUGUCCCUUGCAGCACAUGCAGUUUUAAUAUUGGACCUGUCAGAUAUUUGGGAAGGAGGCAGACGAGGCAAAACAAAAAAACUGGGUGCAAAAACCAUUGCCUUUUACGGACUACAUCUUUGGACUAUUGAUUCCAAUGGUACAUUGCUUAUUAUACAGCUGGAGAAAUGCCACUGGUCACUGUUAAUGAACAAAGAGAACUUUGUAGCACAAAGGGGUAAUUGCACCAAAUAGUGUACUCGAGUGGGCAGAAUGAAGUAUAAUUUUAUUUCCCAUUCAUAAUAUUUGCUCUUUGAGACACUUGAAGAUUGAGAGGCCUGAAUUAGCAUUGAUUGGCCUGUUAAUCUGGUUCAGUGGUGAAAGGCAACAAUUUGGUUUUCAAGGCAGCUAAAGGAUUGUGAUAAGAGGUUAAUGCCUAGAAAUCGGGCAUCAAUAUUCUUAUUUCUGUAAUUACUUGUGGAAUUGUUUUUUUAAAUAUUUUUUAAAUGCUCUGAUCUGAAAUAUAAUUUCUCAAAACCUUUGAUUACCACCAUCUUACACAAGGUUGUUAAAAGAACUUGGCUGAGGCACAUGUAUGUGGGGGAGAGAAAAACAUCAGUUCUGGGAUGGAGGGAAAUAUAAUCCAUGCUCAAAAAUUAUUGAGGGAAGUGGUAUAGAAAGAAGGAACUCCCCCUUCACCCUAGUCUCCAGUCAUGGCUUUGCUCAACUACCGGUUAGGUUAGUUAGACUAACUACCAGUCAGGCUGAGCCUUUCCAUGAGCCAUGCAAAACUGGGAAGAGCAGUAUGUUUUCAGUCAAGUUACGCAAUCAUUACAAUAAAAUAUUCUGAAAGUAAAGGACACUAAAAGAGAAAGGAGAUGUGGGUCCGUGAAAUCCAGAAGGAAUGAUUCUUUUGCCAGAUUUGCUGAGAGCUUUGGUGCUUUGAGUAUUGAUGAACCAAACAUUAGCCUGACUGCCCACAAAAUAAAUACCUGGAACAUUCAGACAGCACUCUGUGGUAUAUCAUGGGUAGGAAGAAGCUUAAAUCCUUAUCUUCAAUUGCUUACUUUGAUCUGUAAAAUAUGACAAUAGAUUUGGGCAUUUUUUUAUAAGUUGAAGUUCAUGUUUGGAAAAUUGAAUUUGCUCCUUCAGUUAUGUUCUACUUGAGCAGUGUUUCUAAGUAACUCAUUAAGAGAAGCCAUCAUGACAUCAUAUUAUGCAAUGGCUUCACUACCUUCAACUCCCCAUCCCACCACCAAGCAAAUCAUCCUUUAUUGUUGCAACUCAUACCAGGAGGAAGAAUAGUGAGAGAAAUUAUUUGUUUUAUCUGUAUAUAAAUGCCGAGCCAAGAUACUUGAACAUAAUAAUGUGUGAUCAGUACUUUGAUUAAUUAACUCUGAAGAGUACAACAGAUCACAAGGCAUUGCUCCAAGGACCUAUCGUGGGUAUUUGUAGAAUUUUGUGAAUUAGUUGCUAUACUGUAUUUUGUUUUGUAUUUUUGCCUUUUUCAAAUGAAGCAGCAGUGAAGAGUUUAUGAGCCAAAUAAUGUCAGACUCCUUUUGGUGUUACUUGAUGCAGAUUCCCAGAGCAAUUCAGUGAUCAAAUUUAGUACCUAUCUAUUCAUCUUUGAUAUCAUUUUUAUAUGUGUGUAUAUAUAUUUAUCCCUUUUUGUUAAGGCUUAUGGGAUAUGAUUUCCUCUGGUAUACACACUAAUGACCAUUCUUUGUAUGAAAAAGGGGGUUAUUGUUUAUGGACCAACAGCUUAUUCUUUUCUCGCCUUGUGUCUUGCAUACUUUUACCAGCAUGGUUGGAGGUGGGUGAGGAGCAGGGAGAUGGGUGGCAGGAAGGGCUUGUCACAAUGGAAUAAGCACUGAUAAAUCUGGCGUGUGUACUCCACUUGCCAACCCAGGGCUCCUAGUGCUUUGGCUGAGAUCGGCUUAUUCAGAUUUAGCUCUUGUGAUCUUCAUGACAUUUGUGGUUUUAUUCACCAAACUGUUUGAGGAGCAAACAUCUUUUGUUAACCAUUUCUUCUCCCAUUCUCCUGAAAAUGCUCACUGUUGGUUUGGCGAUCAGGUUCACAGGAAUUUGAAGUCGUCAGCACCUUGCUCAAACCUCUUUUUGUUUUUAUGUCUGAGGACAGAUAUAUGUACUGAUGGGGCAACGUAUAUGCAAGUCAUGUGGCCUAGAAAAUCUUUUGCAUAAUGCAACAUUUUUGUGCCCUGCACUGUAUAAAAGUGUGCAAACCCAAAAUGAUACUGUGCAAGCCUCACUCACUGAAGCAGGUCUUGAAUGGAGGGUGAAGGCAUUCUUCAAUUUUAAGCGGCACAGCCGAAGAGCUGCUGUCUCACAUCACCAGAGAGCCGGGUUUGAUUCUGACUUCUGGUAUUGCACAUUCUCCCAGUAACUUGUGUGAGUUUCCCUUGGGUGCUCCGGUUUCCUCCCAC
Amblyraja radiata (thorny skate) is the source of this 6984-nucleotide messenger RNA. Its product is annotated as receptor tyrosine-protein kinase erbB-4. Gene Ontology annotation, cellular component: basal plasma membrane; signaling receptor complex; plasma membrane. Gene Ontology annotation, molecular function: neuregulin binding; ATP binding; neuregulin receptor activity. Gene Ontology annotation, biological process: positive regulation of cell population proliferation; neurogenesis; positive regulation of kinase activity. The coding region runs from base 380 to 4147 and encodes 1255 amino acids. The record is from RefSeq and is a predicted model, not a curated record. Lineage: Eukaryota; Metazoa; Chordata; Chondrichthyes; Rajiformes; Rajidae. The transcript has 28 exons.